Messenger RNA from Physeter macrocephalus (sperm whale), 548 nucleotides. Its product is annotated as importin-5-like. Gene Ontology annotation, cellular component: cytoplasm; nucleus. Gene Ontology annotation, biological process: protein import into nucleus. The transcript has 3 exons. NCBI's taxonomy places the organism in Eukaryota, Metazoa, Chordata, Mammalia, Artiodactyla, Physeteridae. The coding region runs from base 120 to 548 and encodes 142 amino acids. Gene Ontology annotation, molecular function: small GTPase binding; nuclear import signal receptor activity. The record is from RefSeq and is a predicted model, not a curated record.
CGCGUCGCUGCUGGUGCCGGUCCCCGCGCUGGGCCCGCCCCCGCCCCUCACGCCGGCCCGCCAGCGUGCCUCACGGCUCCUGUCUCCCCUCCCUCCUUCUCUCUCUCACGCCUAGCGCAAUGGCGGCCGCCGCGGCGGAGCAGCAACAGUUCUACCUGCUCCUUGGAAACCUGCUCAGCCCCGACAAUGUGGUCCGGAAACAGGCAGAGGAAACCUAUGAGAAUAUCCCAGGCCAGUCCAAGAUCACAUUCCUUUUACAAGCCAUCAGAAAUACAACAGCUGCUGAGGAGGCUAGACAAAUGGCUGCCGUUCUCCUAAGACGUCUUUUGUCCUCUGCAUUUGAUGAAGUCUAUCCAACUCUUCCCACUGAUGUUCAGAGUGCCAUCAAGAGUGAGCUACUAAUGAUUAUUCAAAUGGAAACACAGUCUAGCAUGAGGAAAAAAAUUUGUGAUAUUGCCGCAGAGCUGGCCAGGAAUUUGAUAGGUAUGUGUGCAAAUACGUUUAUCAUUACGUUAUUGAAGAAAAUGAGUACAUAUAUCUUUUUUUAA